Megalobrama amblycephala (Wuchang bream) is the source of this 2320-nucleotide messenger RNA. RefSeq names its product major histocompatibility complex class I-related gene protein-like. NCBI's taxonomy places the organism in Eukaryota, Metazoa, Chordata, Actinopteri, Cypriniformes, Xenocyprididae. Gene Ontology annotation, cellular component: external side of plasma membrane. The record is from RefSeq and is a predicted model, not a curated record. The coding region runs from base 784 to 1902 and encodes 372 amino acids. Gene Ontology annotation, biological process: immune response. The transcript has 8 exons.
ACAACAUUACACACUAACUAAAGUUUGAAACAUGGGAUCACGGAGAACGGGACCUUUAAUAAUCAAGGUACUGAUAUCAUCACUGUACCACACUUUGUUAUUUUGAGAUUUUGGGGGGAGGAAAAUACUUGGUGUAUUUGUGACUUAAGGUUGCUACUAAUUAUUAUCACAAGAGUAUAUACUUUAAUUUAAAUAUUUCAGUAGUUUUAUUUUGGUGCCCGAGACCCUGAACUGGUAUGCAGUUUAUGUCUGGCACAGAUAUUUUACUGUAGAUGAAGUUGACUGGAAAGUAAGCAGAAACAAGAUUGUAAAAUCAUACCUGGUCAAGGGUUAUCCAGGGUACUCAUGGUAUUCUUGAAUUGGGCACUCUUAGGAGUCACACUUAAUUGUGUCUUGACUUUGCCAGAAAGUUAUUUAGCCACCUAAUGUGAGACCGUGGCGGUGGAAACCUUUAUGACAUAGCCAUGCUUACCACCGUCUCAUUGAAGCAUUUAAUGCUGAGGAGCCUACAAGCUUGACACAGCCUCGCUAGAAUGCAGCUAUUUAAGGAGCACCGAAUAAAUCAUCUCUAAUCCUGAAAAAAAAAAAAAAGUAAUCUAUAUAACUUAAUGUUAGAAAUGAAAGACAUUCUUUUAGGCUAUGAUCACCCCCGUCCCACACACCUUGUUUCUAUCUCACUCAGAGUGUAAGUAAAUAAAAGGUUUUACAUUCUCUUCCGUGUUGAGAAAGUAACAGAUAAACUUUGAAAGGCUUCCAAUGAAGAUCAGAUAAGAAACACAACUCAUGUACCAUUUUCUGAAUCACAGGGAUUUAUUAUUUGAGAGAAUGCUCAUUGUGUGCAUGUUGUCAUUUUUGGCAGUCGUUAACGCAGGUGUAUCCACAGGUUCUCACUCACUGAUGGCUUUGGCAACAUAUAUAGUUGGACAGACACCAUUUCCUGAGUUUACUGUUGUGCUGAUGUUGGAUGAUCUGCAAAUAGCAUAUUAUGACUCAACCACAUGGAAAGUUGUCUAUCGCUCUCACAGCGAUUCACAGUACUAUGAUGAAGAGCAAAGUGAUGGUGGUGUUAUAUUUCAAUAUAUAUAUAACAACCUGAAACGUCAAGCAGUUUAUCUUAAGGAACAAUUAAAUGACACGGAUCACUCAGGUGUACAUGUUCAUCAGAGACUUGUUGGGUGUGAAUUACUGAACAAUGAUAAACCAGGUCUACUGAAGUCAUGGGAUGCUUUUGAUCAAAUAAAUACAGAGGAAUUUGCCUUUAAUGCAGAAAAAAAUGAAAUGCAAGCGAAAAUGCCAUGGAUGCCAUGGAGCCAACAAGAAUGGCAUAAUAAAAAGUUUCUGCAUGAAUACAUUUAUCAACCUAUUUGCAUUAAAACACUACGGAGGUUCCUGAAUAUGGAAAAGAACAAGGUGAUGAGAAAAGUGAAACCCAGAGUCAGACUCAUAAGGAAGACACUCACAGACUCUCAAGGUCUUCAGAUCAGCUGUCUGGCCACUGGUUUUUACCCCCGUCACAUUAACCUGACUCUGUUCAGAGAUGAUCAGCCUGUGGAUGAUGAUCAGAUCACAGGAGGAGAGAUUCUUCCCAACGGAGACGGAACUUACCAGAUGAGGAAGAGUUUGGUGAUCAGUGUAGAAGAACAACGUGAAAAACACAAAUACAACUGUACAAUGAAACACCUCAAUCUGGACAACAAACUGGACAUUACAUUUGAUGUGGCUGAAUCUGACUCAGGAUCCAUCAGUCUGUCUGUAGUUAUCAGUGUGCUGGUGUUAAUGUGUGUGGCUGUUCUCAUCAUACUCAUCAAAUGGAGGAAGAAGACACAUUCUGCUGGACGAGGCUCUGAGACGUCAAAGAGUGAUUACUCCCUUACUCCAUCUUCCACGCAAGAUGAAACAUGAAAAUGGUUCUCAAGGCCCCGUUGUCAAUAUCAAAGAUCCUUCCUCUGUUCUGAUGAAAUGACAAAGCUGCUUAUUUUCAGCUUUGAACUUUUUAUUAAAUUAUGUUUAGUGAUCUUGCAGCCCAUUUUGGUAGUUUGCUGAGGCCCUCUAGUGGUUUCACAAAAUCAACAAAGGUGGCAGCACUAGACUUUAGGUGUAGCAGAAAACAUACUGUAAACUUAUACAGACUGUAAACUCAGAAUUUCUUGUGACAGUGUAGAAAGAUUCAGAAAGGAGACACUCAUCACUCAGACUUUAUACAUUAAUAAAAUUAGACAUUCAUAUAAUUAUCUGCUUGAUAAAUACUUUUGUAAACAGAUACAGUCAGUUCUUUUUUGUAUGGUGAAUAUGUCAUUCUCUUGAACUGUUUUAACUUUUU